Messenger RNA from Clavispora lusitaniae ATCC 42720, 2973 nucleotides. It is a transcript of the gene VAC7, whose product is annotated as Vac7p. Gene Ontology annotation, cellular component: fungal-type vacuole membrane; PAS complex. Gene Ontology annotation, biological process: vacuole inheritance; positive regulation of phosphatidylinositol biosynthetic process; protein localization to vacuolar membrane. The record is from RefSeq and is a predicted model, not a curated record. Lineage: Eukaryota; Fungi; Ascomycota; Pichiomycetes; Serinales; Metschnikowiaceae.
AUGAACCUGCGGAAUAUCCCGAAAAAGCAGGAAAUGUCGCCAGAGCCGCAGCAGAAUCUGGCCGGGACAGAAAUACCCAACGGUCGUGAGACGGGCAAAGCGCAAAACCAAACGUCAAAAGCGCAAAACCACAGACGCGAAACGAAUGGAGAAACAGAAGGAAAGGAAGAAAAGGAAGUGAAGAGAGAAGAAGGAAAGGAAGAAGAAGGAAAACGAGAAGAAGCACAAGGUAAGGGCGAAGUGAACAGAGAAGAAAGAAAGGAAGACAGAAAGGAAGACAGAAAGGAAGACAGAAAGGAAGACAGAAAGGAAGACAGAAUGGAAGACAGAAAAGAUAGACAGCCCGAGGAAACAAAAACUAGCAACAAAGAAGGCCGACAGAAAGAGCAAGAGGCCCGGCCGAAAGAGCCCGAGAGCCGAAGAGAAGAAAAGCGAGCGCGAGAUAAGGAGGGUGAGAAGCCCAAGACGGAGGCCGAGAAGCCCAAGACAGAGGCCGAGAAAGACGAGGUGCGGCUGGAAAACGACGCCCGGCCCGACGUGGCGGCAGACUUGCGGGAAAUGUUCCCCGAGCCGCGGACCGCAGGCCCCAGCGGCAUCGACAAGCAGCUUUUGUCGAAGCUCAACCGGUCGCUCAAGGAAAAACAGCGGAGCGGCAAAGAGAACCCGAAAACGCCCACGACCAUCCAGGACCUCGUGGCCAAGCCGCUGGCGCCCAACGGCACGCUGCACAACGAAACGCCGCUUCUGUCGGAGAACGGCGAGGACGGCGAAGACUCGCGGCCAGAAACAGACGCCCGCCCCAAGCCUCGCGGAAGACGGGUGGCCAAACAAAGCUCGACGCGGACGGACUUCUUUGCCGCCAAGUUGGCCAGCGCCGUGGACGACGUGGCGCUGUCCGACAGCGACGAGACGUUUGUGUAUGAGAGCACGGACUUUGGGCGGGACGGCGACACAGAAAACAUCAACCACGUGCCGCAUCUGGUGCAGCUAGUGCACGAUACCAUAUCUGUGGGCAGCGUGACGCCGAUGGAGUCUGGUGCCAACAGCCCGCGCGAAGACAGCUUUCGAGAGCGGCGGCCGGAAAUGCACAAGGAGCCCACGCGAGACUCGAUCCGGGUCAAGGCGAGGCGGGACGAGCGCGAGAAGGAAAGAGAAAAAGACAAGGACCGGGAGAGAGAAAAAGACAAGGACCGGGAGGCUGCGGACAGAGAUGCGAGGGAAGCGAGAGAUGGUUCGAGAGAAGCCAAGGAUGCGAGGGACGGAGAGUCUGGCGACGGCAGAGAAGGCGACGAGGCGAAAGACAGAGACACCAAAGAACGGGACGCAAACCCAAAGGACAGGGACGACUCGGACAGCUCGCGGACACGCGAAUCCAAACUGCGGGACCAGACCGUCUCGCGAGACGUGGCCAGAGACAGCCUUCGGGCCGAGUCUGUGCAUCUGCAGCUGUCCAAGUGGAACCUUCGCAAUACGUUUGGCGCCGGAACGCCAACGCGAGACUUUGCCAAUCCGUUCUUCGAGGCGCCGCGGGCCCGCAAAAGCUCGGCCAACUCGCUCUACAGCGACGACAAGCCGCGGUCUCCCGAGUUGCGGGCCAUGUACGGCGGGCCGCAUGUUCCUGGGGCGGCUGGGCCUGUUUCGGGCGGCGUUUCUGGCGGCGUUACGGGAGUUUCUGCUUCUGGCGGUGUUUCUGCUUCGGGCGGCGUUUCGGGCGUUUCUGGCAUGUCUGGCUCGCAUAGCGGCAUGGUCGUUCCAGGCCCCGAGGCGGCGCUGGUUGGCCUGGCGUACUUGUUUGACGAUCUGAGCGAGUCGAUCCAAUCGGAAACUCUGGAGUUGGAAGAAGAAAAGAAAACGAAAAAUAGCAAAACGCCAUCGCUGUCGAAGCUUCGUUCCACCACUUCCAAGCUCUUUGACAAGACGGGCACACAGCCGCGUCGCUACUCGACCAUCCCUGACGAUAUCGAUAUUGAAGAUUUCGACGACGAGCUUAUUUACUACGACAACAAUAACAUCCGGUUCCCGCACUAUGGUCAACCUGGUUCUAGCACAAACGAUACGGCGUCGUUGCUUGGAAAUGCCAAGAUCCCGCACUAUCGCCUGUUGAAUUUCAACGGCCGCCGGCUUCCGAGCUACCCUAAGAAAAAACGUUACUUGUCGGCUGGUUAUCCGACAUCGACGUUGAAAAAAACCGUGUUUCCAAACGAGCACAGCCUCUACUAUGACUUGGAUGAAUACGACGAAGAGGCUGCAGACAAAUCGCCUGUUCGUGCUCCUCAGUUAGCACCACUUAAUAAUUUGUCACUUCCUCACAAAGUUUCGCAAACCAGUCUACGCCGUGGCAGACUUGGGUGUCUUCGAAGCUUUAUUUAUACGCUUGUGAGUUUUGUGUGCAUCCUUUCAAUUGGAUUCUUCAUGGGCUUUUUGCUUGCGUCGACAAAAGACCUCUCCAACAUUUCUGUGGUGAGCAUUGAAAAUGCGCUCGUGAGCCAGGAUGAGUUGGUGUUCAGCAUUGUGGUUGAGGCGCUCAAUCCAGGAUGGUUUUCGGUGUCAAUAAAUGAUCUUGAGCUUGACGUCUUUGCCAAAAGCGGAUACCUUGGCGAUGCCAGCGACUUUGGAGUUGAAACUGUGCUUUUAGGGAGCGUGUAUAAUUUCGAGUCUGAAAUCACGUUCAAAGGAAGUUUCCUUUCCCGGGAGCUUGUGCAACAAACCGGAGAGAUCAAACUAGUCGCUCCCGGAAGAAAUCUCACAAGUAUGUUGGUAGCAGAAACGAAACCUCCUCAUCAUCUUCCAGGCGAGGGAGAUGCGCCGGAUAAUUCAGAGAAAUGGAACAUAAUAUCCAAACAUCCGUUUGAUUUGAUUCUCCGUGGUGUGUUGAAGUAUAAUCUUCCCAUGACUCUGAGUGUGAAGUCUGCGGUGGUGAACAAGGUGGGAUACAUUGAUCCCUCUUUUCCUAACCUUUCAAGAGAGGAGUAA